AUGGCUUUGGCAUUUUGGAGUUCAUUCGUUUCCCUUUUCCCAAAAAGUUGGAAUUUGGAAGACAAGUCGGACUUGACUGAGUCUGUUGUCCAAGCUACCACCAACGAUGAUGAGCUAUGGAACAAUGAAGUCGGAAAAAUGCUGGGUAUAAUGCUUGAGAUGGCUGGGUACCCUGAUCACUCGAGGGAAAUACACUGCAACUUCUUUCACGAGUCAGUCGCGCCGUCUCUGGGUCAGCAUCCGAGAGGCACUGGAAUAUCGCAAUGGAAGAGUUUCAUGACCGAUGAUCAUACGCCCGUCGAGCUCAGUUGGUGCUGGUCAAGCUCCUUGGAGACACCUACCGUUCGCUAUUCAGCUGAGCCGAUAGGAAAGUGGGCUGGUCAGCCAGCUGAUCCCAACAAUACAGCUGCUAGCUUACGCCUAUUUGGUGAUGCUCUACAACUAUCCCCAGAAAUGGACCUUUACUUACACCGGCAUUUUCAACGUUCGCUUAUGGCUCCGACUAUGAUCGAUGAAGGCGCCGCGGUGCAGAUUCCCCAGUCCCAAAGUUUUAUCGCCUUUGACUUGCUGGAAUCCACGAUUGUCGUCAAACAAUAUUACUUGCCCGCCUGGAGAGCACUAGCAGAGGAAAAGUCCAAUUUUGCCCUUGUUGAGGAAGCCAUUCGAGAUAUCCCCUCGCUCGGGGCUUCCUUACUGAGCUCGUUCGCCGUCUUCAGAGACUUCAUCGAAUCGCUUCCAAUCGAAACCCGCCCAACGGUGGAGAUAAUGGCCAUUGACUGUCUCGACCCUUUGAAGUCUCGAUUGAAGGUAUAUAUUCGAUCGCAAUCAACAACACUAGACAGUGCUUUGCAGAUCUUGACUAUAGGAGGUGAAGCACCCAAAACAUCCGAGGAAAAAGCCUCAUUACGGGAAUUGUGGCACUCGAUAUUCGGCUUGGACCCGCAACAAAGCGAUGACACACCCCUUCCAGAAAAGGAUCAUCGCACGGGGGGUAUCCUCUAUUACUUCGAAUUUAAGUGUGGUGUGAAUACUCCCAAGACGAAGGCUUAUUUACCUGUGAGGCACUAUGCUCGAGAUGAUCUUCAAAUUGCAACGGGGCUGUCUGAAUACCUGGGUCACCGAGGGAAAAGGCUGGAUACUGGCUCUUAUCUCGAGGGUGUUCAAGCAUUAUGUAAACAUCGAAACCUGUCCGAUGGACUAGGACUUCAUACAUAUAUCUGCUGGGCUUCUGAGAACAAUGCUUGGAAUGUUACGGCGUACUACAAUCCUGAAGUCUAUCAUUCGAGUCGCAUUUGA
This is a messenger RNA of Penicillium brevicompactum, 1296 nucleotides long. RefSeq names its product Aromatic prenyltransferase DMATS type. The record is from RefSeq and is a predicted model, not a curated record. Bases 1 to 1296 code for a protein of 431 amino acids. The transcript has 4 exons. NCBI's taxonomy places the organism in Eukaryota, Fungi, Ascomycota, Eurotiomycetes, Eurotiales, Aspergillaceae. Gene Ontology annotation, biological process: alkaloid metabolic process. Gene Ontology annotation, molecular function: transferase activity, transferring alkyl or aryl (other than methyl) groups.